Molecule: messenger RNA, 4374 nt
Organism: Electrophorus electricus (electric eel)
Lineage: Eukaryota; Metazoa; Chordata; Actinopteri; Gymnotiformes; Gymnotidae
Gene: arhgap36
Product: Rho GTPase activating protein 36
Biological process (GO): signal transduction
Source: RefSeq, a predicted model, not a curated record
AGCUGCCAGCCGAGCAUUUCCUGUUUCUGACAGGCACAGCACAGUGAAGUUUCAGCUGCGUGUUACAGGCUCAUAUUUUAUCAAGUGGAGCACACACACACACGCACACACUGAGAGAGAGGCACAUGCACUGAGCGCCCAGGACAGGAAAGCCUGCUAUCACUUUUCGGAUACAGAGACGCACAGAGGAUGUUCUGAGCGGGCCUGUCUGUCGCGAAAUAGGACCUUGUGCUAAGUGUCCCGCUGACCCCAGGAGGAGAGAGGCACGAGCAGGCCAUCGUCUCUGGUGUAAACGUUUGCUGUAGGUGCUCGCCACUGGAGUGGUAUGGUUCUGUCCUACACAGGGUCACAUGGAGCCUCGUCUACAGUGAUGCCGCACGAGAAUCCGGUGCGUCAGGACAUGCAGUUUUACUACGUGGGUGAGCACACUUGGACCACCAUGUUUGGGCAGAAUGUGAAGCUCCAGCCAGUGCCCAUCCAAAGCCUGUCGGAGCUGGAGCGAGCGCGUCUGCAGGAAGUGGUCCUCUAUCACCUGGGGACGAGAGACCUGGACUUCAAGAUCAGCAUUCCGAGGGAGACUCGCAAGAUGAGGAAAUCACUAAGAAGAAAGUUUGAUUCCUUUUCCAAGGAAAAGAAGGAGAGAGAAAGAGCCCCCAAGGCAUUCGGGAUCCCUCUGUCACAGGUGAUCGCUAACGACCGGGCGCACAAGCAGCGGCAGGACGCUGUGAAAGAGAGCCGGAGGGACUGCCUGGAGCUGGAGGCAAGCGUGAUGCGCUUCCGUGCAGAGAAGCGGCAGCAGACCAGCAGCGUGGCUGCCUCUCACAGAAGACCCUCCUCGCCACCACUGGAGAGCCACAGCAAGCCCAUGUCUGCAGGCUUCAUGGACAGAAGCUCCCGCAACCACAGACGGGGAGGGCUGUCGGUUGACUCCAUCUCAGACCUGGUGGAGAGUCAGUCUCGGCUACUGGAGGCCCUGCAGCUCUCCCACCCAAACGAGCUGGACAUGAAGAAGGCGUCAGCAGCUGGUCGCACGCAGGCCAAGCUGAGCCUGAACCCCAUCUACUGCCAGGUGCCACGGGUUAUGGAGCGCUGCUGUCAGCACAUCCACACCUACGGGCUGCAGACAGUGGGCAUUUUCCGUGUAGGCAGCUCCAAGAAGCGAGUUCGCCAGAUGCGAGACGACUUUGACAGUGGGACAGACGUUAUACUAGAUGAAGAGCACAGUGUCCAUGAUGUGGCAGCCCUGCUGAAGGAGUUCCUGAGAGACAUGCCUGACCCUCUACUGCCCAGAGAACUCUACCGUGCCUUUCUGCACGGCACCAAUUUGCAGGGGGACGAUCAGUUUUCAUACAUGCAGCAGCUGUUGUACCUGCUACCUCCGUGUAACUGUGACUCCCUGUGGAGGCUUCUCAGCUUACUGCACACAGUCCAGGAGCACGCGCAGGACUCCUCGGGACCUGACCAGCAGGAGGUCCAAGGCAAUAAAAUGACAGCGGCGAACCUGGCGGUGAUCUUCGGUCCCAACCUGCUCCAGAAGGAGCGAGGAACAGAUAAGGAGUCAAACCCCCAGGCUAUGGGCAUAGAGGACAGUGCUGCCAUCAUCUCAGUCAUUCUGCUCCUCAUCCAGCACUAUAAACGCCUCUUCACGGUGUCCGCAGAGCUCCAGCAGGAGGUGCUCAUGAGUCUCAUCCAGACAGACCCAGAUGUCAUAGAUUACCUGCUACGCAGGAAACUAAGUGGCAGCAGUCUGAUGGUGGAGUCUGAUAUGGGGGCCCGCAGGGAUAAGCAGGUGUCUCUGGACUCAGUGGGUCAGUCCAGCGAUGACCUGUCCCCCAUAGACCCCACCUCUCCCAUCUCCCCUCUGUUCGGCGACUCGGCUGGGGGAGGCAGCCUGAGCAGCGAGGUCUUCUUCAACGUCCUGGGCCUCAACACCGCAAGAAAGUGCUCAGGCUCUUCCCAGACUCCACGCAAGUGCAUAGCCCAAAUGCGGCAGUUCCACUCCCAUCACAACCUGUUGAGUUUUACCCAGCCCAUCCAGCUCCAGGCUGAGGAGGGAGAGCUGCAGGGGUGCCGGGGGGGCUGUCUGGCGCAGGCGUGCCCCACUCACUUCAGUCUGGGCCAACAGGACGGCGGCUCCCAGCCGCAGCGCUCCAAUGAAAGGAGCGGCUGGGGUCGUCAGGGCUCCAACACCUCUACUGCUUCAGAGGACAGCAAGCAAGCGAGCAACUUCUGGGACUUUUUCACUGGCAAGGUGACCAUGAUAAGAAGAAGCCCGUCUCUUCAAAAUUUCUUCGCUGACCAGUUUCAUUGUGAAAAACAUUAAGUGGGAAGGAAUGGUAAGAUGAAGGGGUUUUUGGAAGACACCGUUGAUGCUGAAGCUGCAGUACACCACUGAACCAUAAGGGGUUUAUUUACCUAAAACCAACACUGCACUGCUUGACUAACACUCCACAAAUAGGAAGGUUGUUCCCAGACUAGUAUUCAUUUACUAAAAUCUAACUAACAUUCGAGUUAGUGUGUAGACAUCAACCUUCUAACAUAGAGGAUAGAUCAAAGUAUUGGAAAUAUCCCACCUGAAUGUACCCUCUACAUAAGUAGAGUACUGAUUAAGCUUUGUAAAUAAUUAUGUACAUGAGAUUCUAUACCCACUGUAUAAACCUCAAAAGAUGCCAUGUACUUUAGAUGAAACCAUUUCUAUGUGAAAUCAUGACAACUUUGUUCAUAAUGAGAAUAUUUACAAUUGCAUUGACUAAUUUUUUUUUAACGAUUUAAGUGAAGCUUGUCAGUGUCACGACAAAGACAUUAGUGGAAAACUCCCCAUAAGUAGGUGGUGUUAAUGCCAUUUGAUGCUUCCCACACAAACCUCCAAGCUGUUCAUGUCUUUUUGAUUUUGUCUUUAUUGGGGACAGAUUGAACAUGCCCCUUCUUUCAUACAUUCCAUAUACUUCAUCCCAAGGCCUCUCUACCUCUUACAAUCUGUACAUUGUUUGUCAAAAGUGCACUUUUUAAAAACCAACAUAGACUCAAUGCUGUCACUUUAUACAACAGAUAGUGGUUGGGGGGCAUGGGGGGAGCUCACAAAACUUCACACACAAUAGUAGAAUGAAUGUUAGCAUGAUUUAGCAUUAGGCACCAUCACACCUAACCACAUUUGCCAUAAAGCAAUUUAGCUUGCUAAUGCUAAUUCUAGCUAAUAUUCAGUUCUAAUGAUCAGUGCAUUAGGUGUCAAGCAAUAAAAUUACCCUUGUGAUGUAGCUUAGGGUAUAUCUGGUAUAUGCUGACUCAUACUCCAUUGCCAGUUGCACAUUUCUGUAGCAACAAUCAGCCCAAGUAAUAUCACCACAGUACCACUGCUGGUAUGUUUAAAUGAAUGAAAACUGAACAAAAAAAUCUAUAGAACCGUGAACGUCUAGGGAAAAAUAACAAUAAAGGUAAUAAUUUUACAUAAAUUAUGAAACAGAACACACACAAAAGGAGACAAACAGCAUCCAAUUUCAGCAUCCUCCCCCUCCUACUCCUUUGUUGACCAUUAGAAUCUAAAAUCCAGUUAAAGCACACUAGCAGUUUGAAUGAUAAUGACGAUAAUAGUGUGGUUAUGACUGUUAUGGAAGUACAAAGUGUUAUAAACACUGGUGACAUCUCACAAUAGGUCCAUUCUUAACAUACCUUAAGGUGAGAUGCAGCAUAAGUGGUCAAUCAAAAAGCUUGUAUUAUCACUGAAUUGUUACACUUGCUACUGCUGUUUCCUGUUUAUAACAUUCAUACGAGGUUUAUAACAGCUGUAAUACCAUGCAUAAGUCAUUACCGAAUACAUGUUUUACAGGAGCUAUGAGAUGUGGACUUUAAACAGCAGCAGUCAGUUCAGAAUCUUCACAGAUGCAUAUUCCAAAAUAAAAGUGUCAAAUGAAAAAAGGCAAGACCAACAUGAACAGUCAAUAAAUUUUCCUGUUGUGUGCCCAACUAAACAUGGACAAGUUGAGCUCAUUUUAAUGCAUGGAGAAAAGGUCACAAUAGCCCACUAAAGCCAAACAUUACAUGCUCUUACAAUACCAGUUUGUUAUGAAAGUUCUGUCACCUUUCUUAUUUGGUGGAUGAAUUACAACAGAAGACUUACCAUCUUGGAGGUUAGGGUGUUCUGUUUCUGUAGGGAGAUUUUCAUAGCCACAGGGUGGCUCAUAGGGCUUGAAAAUCUUUAGCAUCUGUGAACAAGUUAUGGACCAAGUGCCGAGAAAGACGACACUCACCAUAGAGACCCCCGUAAUACCAGGGACAACACUCACCACAGAGGCCCCUGUAAUACCAGGGACCAAGUAAGCUUACCAGCAGUUCAGGCAGUCAACUGAAACAAAACCAACAAAAAAAACCAAAAAAAAA